This is a messenger RNA of Pieris brassicae (large cabbage white), 4107 nucleotides long. It is a transcript of the gene hth, whose product is annotated as homeobox protein homothorax. Bases 264 to 1553 code for a protein of 429 amino acids. The transcript is spliced from 14 exons. Gene Ontology annotation, molecular function: RNA polymerase II cis-regulatory region sequence-specific DNA binding; DNA-binding transcription activator activity, RNA polymerase II-specific. The record is from RefSeq and is a predicted model, not a curated record. Lineage: Eukaryota; Metazoa; Arthropoda; Insecta; Lepidoptera; Pieridae. Gene Ontology annotation, biological process: embryonic pattern specification; animal organ morphogenesis; brain development.
CACACCGCGCCAGUGUCCGACAGACUGCCGAGCGUGUCGGGUUUCCCGCACCCCGCGUUCGCUCGGCCACGCGUUUCGUUCGUUUUUAAAGCCCUAACCGUCGCGAGUGCAUUAUGACACUAGUGAGCUAGCGGGCCGCUGUGACGGUGUCAAUUUGUUGUGUUUGUGAUCACGUGCUUGUGUGGUGUGUUAGCUUGAGCCCGUGACAUAAAACGUUCGUGGUGGCCAGCGGAGCCUUACACCCGGGCUCGGGCCGAGCUUUCAUGGCUCAGCCUAGGUACGACGAGAGCCUCCACGGCGGGGGCUACAUGGAGGGUGGGGCGAUGUACCACGAGCACCGGCUCGCUCACCCCCACAUCCCCCCAGUGCAUUACCCGCCGCCCGCGGCGCCGGCGCACGCGUUACCCGGCGAGCCCUUAGUGCAUAAACGAGACAAGGAUGCCAUUUACGGGCAUCCCUUAUUCCCCCUCCUGGCGCUGAUCUUUGAGAAAUGCGAACUAGCCACAUGCACACCACGUGACCCUGGAGUCGCUGGUGGAGACGUCUGCUCGUCCGAAUCCUUCAAUGAAGACAUCGCAGUAUUUAGCAAACAGAUACGUCAAGAGAAACCUUAUUACAUAGCGGAUCCGGAAGUUGAUUCAUUAAUGGUGCAAGCUAUACAAGUCCUACGGUUUCACCUCUUAGAAUUAGAAAAAGUGCACGAGCUCUGCGACAACUUCUGCCACCGCUACAUCAGCUGUCUGAAGGGCAAGAUGCCCAUCGACCUGGUGAUCGACGAGCGGGAGAGCGCACGCCCACCGGACGCGAACGGCGAGCGUUCGGCCCCCGACUCCAGCCACGACGGAGCCUCAACCCCUGACGUCAGACCUCCCUCAUCCUCGCUGUCAUACGGCGCUGUGAAUGACGACGUGCGCUCUCCGGGGUCAGGCGGAACCCCUGGACCCCUCAGUCAACCGACGCCACAGACCCUCGAUGCGACAGAUCCAGAUGCAAUGGGCAAAUGGUGUCCGUCGAGGCGCGAGUGGUCAUCACCUCCCGAUGUAGCGAGACGGGUCUACUCCUCCGUGUUCCUGGGCAGCCCUGGUGAGUAUCCAGGAGACGCGAGUAAUGCGAGUAUCGGAUCCGGGGAAGGCACGGGGGAAGAAGACGAUGACACGAAUGGGAAGAAGAAUCAGAAGAAAAGGGGGAUUUUCCCGAAGGUGGCCACAAACAUCCUGCGGGCGUGGCUAUUUCAACACUUAACGCAUCCGUACCCUUCGGAGGACCAGAAAAAACAGUUAGCGCAGGAUACAGGGUUAACUAUACUUCAAGUCAAUAAUUGGUUUAUAAACGCGAGACGUAGGAUAGUCCAGCCAAUGAUCGACCAGUCAAAUAGAGCAGUGUUCUAUCCUGCAGUGUUCCCGCACGCGGGUCCCAGUGGUGCAUACAGCCCGGAAGCGACCAUGGGGUACAUGAUGGACGGCCAGCAGAUGAUGCACAGGCCGCCCACGGACCCCGCCUUCCACCACGGCUACGCGCAGUAUCCCGCCGAGUAUUACGGCCAUCAUCUUUAAUGCAACUUGUACAUAUAUGAAUAACGUACACAAUAUAGGGCCUUAGUUAAAGGCCGAUAAGUGUCCCAAAAUAAGGCCCCUACUAAUCUCGCGUCUCGGUAAGAAGCGUUCGUGCGACUGGACGCAUCCCCACCAGGCGAAUGAGCGACUGCGCGUCUCAUCUACCAGUCGCGAAGCGCCGCGAUGCGUCCGUGCGACCGGACAGGCACGUGAUACGAACAAACAGGAGAACGAUGCUAUGUACAUAAAGCUAUACGUUUUGUAAUAUUUGAAACAGUAUACGAUCUCCUAAAUUAAGAUUCUCUAAUGUUAAAAUUAAUGUAAAUUAUCGAAGUGACAUUGUGGACGCUGUAUUAUACGACUGGUGCAAUCACCUAUUAUAAAUAUUAUAAAAUCGGUGUUAUCACUCGGAACAAUAGGAGCAAGUUGAUGAAUGUAACAAUAAACGGUUUGAUAGUUAUCGUAUAAAUAUUUAUAGCUAAUUGUGUAUUGUUAUUACGUAAAUAUAAAUAAAUAAUUGAAUAGUAAGUAACUAUCACAAGUGCUGGGCUCGCUGGAAGGACUUUUGUAAGAGCUGUGUAGUUGUAUUUAGCAUUUCUGUUUAUAAUUUGUUAUGCGAGGAUUCGGAUAUCCGCGACCGUUUUUAUAACGCACGGUCGCUCGUGCGUUCGGGUCCUAAGCAAUUUGGGAGCAACUGUCGAGUUGAAAUUUCAGUUUUUGGUUUUCCUACUUAUUUAUAAAGCUCAAUUUAACGUCAAUUUUCUUCGCAAUUUUGCUUUACAGGUGACAUACAUAUCUUUGAAUUAACUAUAUAUUAUAUUACGAUUAGUAACAUAGUUUCACCUUGCCUUGGUGUUCAGUAAUAGCACAAUUUGUAACCCAUGUAUACGAUGAAAUAAAUAUUUUACACUGUUGAAACAAUGAGAUUUUAGCUAUAUUUUGUCUUGAUAAUAAAUUGCCUUAAACACGGAUUUGAUUCACGAGUAUAAGUGACCGGUCCUUUGAAUCGCAUCAGAAUAUGUUAAGUCAACUGAAGAUAUUCCACCGCACCAAUGAGAAACAUAUUUUGAAGCGAUUUAAUUAAACUGUCUCGUACAUUGGUCUUAUAGUUUCAUGUUUUACAUUAUGUAUAUCUUUGAAAGCAUUGAAAUACAAGAAUCAUAUACUUACUGGAUCGUGUUUUUUGUGUAUUUAAAGUAAAUUAAAACGGCUAACGUUGCAAAAGUCAAAAUAAGCCAGAAGUUUUGCCGGUAACUAGGAUAUUAUAUGUCAGAAGUUUAUCUAAUCCAGUACAUAAGUACCAGGAUGUCAUAACUGUCAGAAGUUUAUGCUGCGUAUACGAUUCUUUAUGUUCAAAUUCUAAUAAAGUCGAUAGUAUACUAUAAGGUGACGACCACGAAAGUAAUUUUAAAUGGUAAUUUCUCGUUACCAGCCUUAGCGAUGUAUACGAAUGGGAGCUUUUGAAAUUUGACAGAAUUUCGAUAAAAAAAAAAUUUGAUCCUAGCCGCGGUUUUUGAUAGCUAUAGUUAUCCGGAAACAAGCUUUAUUCUAUUAUUUAACGUUGUGACAUGAUUGAUUCAUAGUUCAAAUGACUUCUAUAAGCCCUACUGGAAACUACUGUUUCAAGAAUAAAAAGUAUCAAGUCGGUAUGUCAAUUUUGAUGGUUUUUACAUUUUCUACAUUAGCGUCAUCCUUUAGGUUCCAACACCCCUGUCGAUCCCUCUUAUUCACAAAGUGUCUUCAACUGUUUUAACAAGAGCUUCUCUUUCAGUCACAUUGUCAUUAUCGUGUGAUGGAAAGGGACACGGAAUUCGUUAAAAUCCUGUAAGAAUUAUUGUGAAUAAUCGGGAUAUGUAAUCCAUAACAUUUGAAUUUGAAACAAUGACGUCACACCAAAUCAAUAUUAUAUUCGUUAUACACUGUAAAUAUAUUGUAUUAAAUAUUUUUGUAUAAAAUGUUUCGUUUCAUGAAAUUUCAGUAUUAAUCGGAUUUCGGUUCUAUAAAAACAUCCCCAAUUUGUUACAAUUUUAUUGUUAAAAUUCAUCGCGUGUAAUAUAUUUUAUUAAGAAAAGUCUUAAAUAGUAGUUAUUAGAUUAAUGUAUUAAUUGAAGAAAUUUAUUUUGAUUUUUCUCUAAAAUAUGUAUUAUACACAACUAAUAUGCAUUCUGCUAAACACUGUACGGGCGUAAACAGUAUUUAUGUAAAACCUACCUAAUUAGGUAGUCUGUAGCUAAAAAAGGAUUUUUCUUUUACUCUUUUUUUCAUUAAGUACAGUUUAAAUUUGUGUCAAAGAUAGCCCUGUACAGUCUGUCUAUUAGAAUGUAUAAGUUAUUAAUUAUACAUAAUGAGUUUGGGAGCCAUGCGGUCUGUAAAUAUAGUAUUACAUUGCGCGUCUGUCAGCGAAGAAAAACCUGUAUAAUUUUCACAUUGCAACCGAUCAACACGAAAUAGUUUUUUUGUUUAUAUAAUAAUAAGGUCAUACUAACACGCUGAUGAGACGUUUUCAAGAGAAAUGUCAGCAUUAUGAAUGCUACGAAUUGUGUAAAAAAUAUUA